AUGGCUCCAACUGCCUUGGCAGUAAGCCAGAUCCAAGAUAUGAUUGAGAUCUCCGUCGGACUGGAAAAUGGUCACUUCAGCCUUUUCGUCUUGAAUCUUCGAACGUCACAGCUAGACUUGCAGUCCUCUCAUGUGGGCUCCAGUGGUGCUGCAAUAACAGCAAUGGCCCUCUCGUCGCCGUAUUUGAUGGUAGUAUCCCAGCACAAAGAUCUGAAUUUGUACAAUCUGCGACCUGGCAACCAUCAAGCAGGGGAAGCCGAGGCCUUCGAACCCCGCCAGGUUGCCUCCCUCAAAGCAGAUAACAUUGUUGCACCCAUGACACUAUCACUGAGAGUCUCAUCCUUUGAAAUCGUCGCUACUAUUGUGUAUAGUUUCUUCCACAUUGGCUGUGGGUGGUCUCUGGGAAUUCAAGAGUUGCGUCUAGGCAAAGAUGGACAACAGCUUGAUUCACGACUGGCUACUACAGUGGAUUCCCAAUAUGAAAUAACGCCCCUUCAAUCCAGAAAAAGGCGCUCCGAAUCCUUUGACGAUCAACCUCCCAUAACCCCUGGGACACCAUCUAUCCUACAUCAACAGCCUCCAACCUCUAUGUCUUAUUCCCAUCCAUAUUUGCUGACCUCCCAUUCCGAUAACACGUUGACUAUGUACCUUGUGGUAUCUACAUCGGAAAAUUUGUUCGUCCAAGGUGGCCGGCGACUUUGGGGACAUACCUCUUCCGUAUCUGCUGUUCAGGUGACCAACCGCGGGAAAGCUAUCUCUGUAAGCUCUCGGGGGGAUGAGAUUCGAAUAUGGGAGUUGGAGACGGCAAUAUCAUCUCUGGGCAGCCGCAGAUUCUUUGAGGAGAACAGUGUUCAGCUCAACGCUGGGAAUAAGUCGGAGUCAGGAAAGAUUUACCACAAUUUGAGUGUAAAUGUGGAAUCGCAAGGAUUGACUCUGCCUAUCGGGUUUGAUGAAGAACGGGUACUUCUUCUUCGAGAAAAGACCGGAACACAGCUACUUGAAUGUUACGACUUUACCUAA
Penicillium griseofulvum is the source of this 1020-nucleotide messenger RNA. RefSeq names its product WD domain protein. The transcript has a single exon. The coding region runs from base 1 to 1020 and encodes 339 amino acids. The record is from RefSeq and is a predicted model, not a curated record. Gene Ontology annotation, molecular function: protein binding. Lineage: Eukaryota; Fungi; Ascomycota; Eurotiomycetes; Eurotiales; Aspergillaceae.